Molecule: messenger RNA, 330 nt
Organism: Fraxinus pennsylvanica
Lineage: Eukaryota; Viridiplantae; Streptophyta; Magnoliopsida; Lamiales; Oleaceae
Source: the annotation of a GenBank genome assembly
AUGAAAGACUUGGCUGAACAGUUUAUAUGUGGGUCAAAUGACGACAAACAGCUACUCCAGGCCACAGAACAGUUUCGCAAAUCUUUAUUUAAAGUUCGUUCCCCAGAUCCAGUGAGGGAGGAAGUAAUACGUGGAGUUGUCCCUCGACUGUUAGAGCUUCUUAAUAGAGAUGGUUACCCGCAGCUUCAGAGAGAGGCAGCAUUGGUUAUAUCAACUAUUUCAUUCGGUCACAUCAACAUUCUGAUUGAUCAUGGCGCAAUUCCCAUUUUUUUGAGCCUUCUUAGAUCUCCCGAUGACGAUCUUUGCUCAAAGGUAGGUGUUGUGUUGUGA